GAUGGUGUGAAAAGACUAGACAAUGGGCUUAGGUCAUGAGCAAGGAUUUGGAGCCCCCUGUUUAAAAUGCAAAGAAAAAUGUGAAGGAUUCGAACUACACUUUUGGAGAAAAAUAUGUCGUAACUGCAAGUGUGGCCAAGAAGAGCAUGAUGUCCUCUUGAGCAAUGAAGAGGAUCGAAAAGUGGGAAAACUUUUUGAAGACACCAAAUAUACCACCCUGAUUGCAAAGCUAAAAUCAGAUGGAAUUCCCAUGUAUAAACGUAAUGUUAUGAUACUGACCAAUCCAGUUGCUGCCAAGAAGAAUGUCUCCAUCAAUACAGUUACCUAUGAAUGGGCUCCUCCUGUCCAGAAUCAGGCAUUGGUAAAUAAUAAGGGGAAGGGCAGUCUCUUUGUUAAAGAAACAGUGCUCCGUUACCAGCAGGGCACAAGAAUUAGGUUUGAAGAGCGUGGAGAAAGCCUAGAAAUUCCAUUUCCCAGAAAAAUGCCAGUCUUAACGAUGACAUAUUGUUUUGGACGGCUUCCCUUUCAGUCCUGCUACUGCUGCAAACAGAGUAUGAAGGAGGGUGACCCAGCCAUCUACGCUGAAAGGGCCGGCUAUGAUAAACUGUGGCACCCAGCUUGUUUCGUCUGCAGUACCUGCCACGAACUCCUGGUCGACAUGAUUUAUUUCUGGAAGAAUGGGAAGCUGUACUGUGGCAGACAUUACUGUGACAGUGAGAAACCACGAUGUGCUGGCUGCGAUGAGUUGAUAUUCAGCAAUGAGUACACCCAGGCAGAAAACCAAAACUGGCAUUUGAAACACUUCUGCUGCUUUGACUGUGACAACAUCCUAGCUGGGGAAAUAUACGUGAUGGUCAAUGACAAGCCUGUGUGCAAGCCCUGCUAUGUGAAGAAUCAUGCUGUGGUAUGUCAAGGAUGCCACAAUGCCAUUGACCCUGAAGUGCAGCGGGUGACCUACAACAAUUUCAGCUGGCAUGCGUCCACAGAGUGCUUUUUGUGUUCGUGCUGCAGCAAGUGUCUCAUUGGGCAGAAGUUCAUGCCAGUAGAAGGGAUGGUUUUCUGUUCAGUGGAGUGUAAGAAGAUGAUGUCUUAAGAGGAAAGUACCAAGCAAUAUUGAGCCAUAGCUAUCCUAAAUGGUCUGCAUUUCUACUGUAAAAUGCAAUUUGGAAAAAUAAAUGGAAAAAAAGAAACUGUAAAGGAAACCAGGAGAUUUUGUUCAGUAUCUAUCUUUGCUGUUUUUCCUUAUCAAUUUUUUUCAUCUCAAUUUUUAAAACCUGCUUUAAGCAUUUGAUUUUUAAAACAGUGAAGAAUUUUAUCUUUCCUUAGCUUUCCACAUGUAAAAUCUUGGAGGUGGAAGCUUGGGUUUAAUUAAUCUUCAUAUGCCCAUCCCCCUGUGCCAAACAAAAAAAAUAUAUGUAUAUGACACUUAAAAAUUAGUGUGCUGAAAUGGAAAGAUGCACACUGCUAGUUCUAUAUUCUUCUUCCGCUCUUGUGUAAAAUGAAAGGAAAUUAAACUUGCCCUAAUGCCAAGGCUCUGCGUUUAUUGCCUUAUCUUAUUCACUGAACUUUGUAGUGAUACUCAGUGAAUUCUUUUGACAAAGAAAAGAGAAACGCAGCAGAGUACAGAGAGCUGUUAUCAUUCUAAUGCCUUUGCUCUUUUCUCAUUUAGGCAGAGGUAGCUUUAUUGCAUUUCUCUUUUUUUUUUAACUUGCCUUACCUCACAGCAUUCUCUUUGUAAGCUGUUGACCUCUAUCUGUGGCCUUAAAUACUUUAUUGUCACAUGUGGCAUCCGCUUUUUACUUCUGUAGAUGAUUUCUGGCUUGGACAUAAAAGUCAAGCCAUUCAUUUAUGUUUUCAAUCCAAAGAACAUGUAUACUUUUUGUACCCAAGAAACUAUCACUUGUACUAAUUGCACUUGCCUACCAUGGUUUGGAUAGAUUUUUUUUUUUUUUUUUUGCAUGAACUUAUUUUCUAAUGGAUACUGUCGUAUGGUGCUUCUAAACCUGUUCAAGGGUAUAUAUCAAAAGUCUUCUUUGCCUAUAUACUUCCAUCCUUAGAUAUUUCUAAUGUUUAUUUUUCCCUAUAUACUUCCAUAUAUAGCUAUGCACUAUAAAAAUGAAACUGAAUGAAUGAUACGUAUAUUCAAAAUAAAGUCUCUUUCACCUCUGCAA
Messenger RNA from Leptonychotes weddellii (Weddell seal), 2171 nucleotides. Lineage: Eukaryota; Metazoa; Chordata; Mammalia; Carnivora; Phocidae. The record is from RefSeq and is a predicted model, not a curated record.